Messenger RNA from Anopheles cruzii, 2739 nucleotides. Its product is annotated as longitudinals lacking protein, isoforms A/B/D/L-like. Gene Ontology annotation, molecular function: DNA binding; protein binding. Gene Ontology annotation, biological process: regulation of transcription by RNA polymerase II. The coding region runs from base 1 to 2739 and encodes 912 amino acids. Gene Ontology annotation, cellular component: nucleus. NCBI's taxonomy places the organism in Eukaryota, Metazoa, Arthropoda, Insecta, Diptera, Culicidae. The record is from RefSeq and is a predicted model, not a curated record. The transcript is spliced from 3 exons.
AUGGGUAGCAGCGAGGGGCAGACGUACUGUCUGCGGUGGAACAACCACAAGUCGAACCUGGUCGAGAUCCUGUUCGCGCUAAUCAAGAUGGAGUGCUACGUCGACUGCACGAUCUACGUGGACGAGCAGGUCCAGUUCAAGGCGCACCGGGUCGUGCUGGCGGCCAACUCGCCCUACUUCCAGUCGAUCCUGCAGGACGUGCCGAUGGACCACUGCAGCAUCCUGUUCCCGGGCGUGCAGGAGUUCGAGAUGCGCGCCCUGCUCGAGUACAUGUACACGGGCGAGGUGAGCGUGACGCAGGCGCAGAUCCCUCGGAUCAUGAAGAUCGCCGAACAGCUGGAGGUGAAGGGCCUCUACGACAUGGCCGACCUUAAGGGAGGUGGCGGCGGCGGUGGUGGCGGGGGCAUCGGAGGACGCUUCGACAUCGACCACCACCAGCACCAGCUGCUGCAGAACCACCAUCAUCGGGACCCGGCCACGAUGCUGUUGGCCAGCAACAACAACUACAACAAGGCCGGAAGCGGCGCUGGCCACUGCAGCUCGGCGGCCGCAUCCUCCUCGUCCGCGUUUCAGUCGGCCCCGUCACCCGGUGCCAUCGCCACAUCGUCGACGGCCACGAACGUAGUGUCGCAGGCGCACAGCAGCAGCUCGUCACCACCUUGCACCACCUACAAGUCACCCUACUCCAGCCUGUACUCGCGCAGUCCGGGUGCGGUGGAGCGGGACCGCGAGCGCGAGGAACGCAGCCGCGACCGGUCUGCCUCUUUCUCGCACUCCACCACCACUCCGACCACGUCCUCACCACACGCAGCCUCCUCCAGCGGAGCCGGCGCCAUCGCCACGACGAUCCAACAGAUCGGUGGCUCGGUAGCCGGCGGUGGGGCCUCCACAUCGUCGUCAUCGGCGGCGGCCGCCGCCGCCCUAGCCGCCGGCUGGCCUGCCCUUGGCGCCCAGAUUCCGGUCACGCUCGCCCAGACCCAGCUCCACAGUAUGCUCAGCUCGGCGUACGACUCCAGCACCGACAUGAACCCGCUCAAGCGCAAGAAACUCCAGUCGAUGUCGAGCAUGAUGCGCGACACCCCGAUCCUGCGGAAUGUCCUCGCUCAAGCCAACCCGCCCGACUCGUCGCAACCCCUCGUCGGUGGUUCUCCCUCUUCGGCGGCGGCGGCCGCAGUGGCCACCAUCCAAACCGGAAGCCUGCAUCUGAAGGGAUCCGUCCAGGAGCACCCGGAGCGUCCCAGCAGUCACCACUCGAACGGUAGUGGUUACGGCAAGUUGAUCAAGGAACCACCCCACUCACCGUACGCGGACAAGUCCUUCGAGGACGAGCUGCUAGAGUCGCCCCAUGGUGGCGGCGGCGGCGGCUUCGGUGGCGGCGCUGAUCCACGGCUCGCCUCGUACGUGCCGCAGCAUCAGCAGCAGAAACCGGAGUGGAAGCGCUACAAGCAGUACACCCGGACGGACAUCCUGAACGCGAUCGACUGCGUGCGGAAGGGGAUGAGUGCGCUGCAGGCGUCGCGCAAGUUCGGUGUCCCUUCGCGCACCCUCUACGACAAGGUGAAGAAGCUGGGCAUCACGACGGGCCGUCCGAUUAACCGGGCCCUCAAGCGAUCGCCCAGUUCCGGUGGCAGUCCGGCUCCGUUCCCGUACGGAUUGAGCGGGACGACGCACCACCCGCACAGCCACAUGUUCCCCGGUGGCACGGGGGGUGCCGGUGCACCGGGUGACCCUCACCAACACCACCACCAGCACCAACACCAGCAGCUUCCGUCGCAGUCCUCGCAGCAGCAUCAGCAGCAGGAUGACGACGAGUCGGGGCCAUCGGCGGCAGCGGCCGCGGCAGCAGCAGCCGCCGCAGCGGCCGCAGCCCUCGCCCAUCAUGAAGCGGCCGGGCGGAUGAUUAAGCUGGAGCACGGCAGUCACCACGGAGGGUUGCCACCGACGAUACCACACCCGGCGGCCGCACUGCUCGACCCGUCGUUCCUGCAGCAGGCGCUGGAGGCGCGUGGUGGCGACAUUGCGGGGCGCGAGGCACUCCACGCGAUGGCGUUUGCCGCGGCCGCCCAUGCCGCCGUGAACGGGAUGAGCACGUCACCCGGAACCCACGGCACCGCCCGCUCACCCAGCCCGAACGUCCUCAUGAAGUACAUGCGCUCCGUUUCGAUGAGCUCCCCGGAGGAUGCGGCCGAUCUGCAUCACCAUGGGGGGCACCACCACCAUCACCACGGUCACCACCAUCAUGGGCCGCACCCGGAUGAGGUACCCGGUGACCACGGCCAUCACCAUCCGGCCGGUGACCGGCACCAUCAGAAUGGCGGCCGGCGGCGGGAUGCCCUUGCCGACGAACUGCCGAUGGAGCAGGACUCGAUCGACGAGACCGGCAGUGAGUGUGGUGCCGGGGGUCGCGCGUCCUCGAGUGGUGCCGGCGGCGGCGGGGUCGGUCCGGACGAUCACGUGGAGGACCUCUCGAUGGGCCCCAAACGCGACUCGUCCGAAGAGCGGCGCGGUCUCUCGCUGUCACCCGUCAGUGGCGGCCACGUUGUGCGCCGUCUACCGUCAAGGUCACCGUCUCCCGCGCCGCCACCACCACCGCCACCAGUACCCCAACAGCCAGCACAACAAGGGGUCAUAGUGCCUGGGCCGGGCAAGCUAAAGGAGGACUACAACCUGGCCAUCAAGCGCGAGAUCAUGGCCAACGACAGCAGCAACGCGGUCGGCCCCACGACGGAGUCUUCGUAG